Messenger RNA from Penicillium bovifimosum, 882 nucleotides. Its product is annotated as ankyrin repeat domain-containing protein. The transcript has 2 exons. NCBI's taxonomy places the organism in Eukaryota, Fungi, Ascomycota, Eurotiomycetes, Eurotiales, Aspergillaceae. Bases 1 to 882 code for a protein of 293 amino acids. The record is from RefSeq and is a predicted model, not a curated record. Gene Ontology annotation, molecular function: protein binding.
AUGAAAGUCCACCUGGAAAUCAUGGUUCUGAUCGCAAACGCGAAUGCCAUCUGGAGAUUUGAGGAGUUCGGAUUUUGUCAGUUCAAGAACUCUCCGCAUGUUCUAAGUGCUUCAGACUGUCGACUCCCAUCAGCUGUCCCAGGCCGUGGUCGAGGACGGUUUUCAGAAGAACUUUCUUUCGUGAGCAUCCCAAGUGCUGCAGCUUUUUGCGAGGCUUUGAUUCUUUUGCUCUGCCGAGAUUACGAUACUGUCUAUGAAACCUAUUGGCUGGCGAUUCUGACCUAUAUCCUGGAAUACGUGGAUGAAACGGAUAUUUUCGAUGGAAAAGAUUUGGGAGAAGAAUACAUGAAAUUCUAUUAUGCUCUCAAAGGCGCUGAGCCCGCGAUGGUCACCUCCCAAAAGGCAACAGUUGAUAGUCAUACACCGACAGUUUUAAAAUCAUGGAAUGACGCCAUCGAUGGCCUGAUACUCAAUAACCAACAUGAUGUGCCGGACCCGACUGGUAAAACUCCACUUUGGCAUGUUGCAAAUUACGGAUAUGCGGACUGCGUGCGGAAGUUAGGUGCGGCUGGAGUGGUUAUUGAUCGGCAAGAUCGUUUUGGACGAACUGCCCUUUUCCGAGCGGUAGUAGGAGGACAUACGGAAGCUGUCAGAGUUCUUCUCGAAUGCAAUGCUAACCCUGAUAUCUGGAAAGAAAAUGAGUUGUCGCCAAUCUAUGAAGCUGUUAUGAAUGGGCAUGAAGAAGUUGUUGAACUACUUCUAUCUCGUCAUCCAAAGAUCAAAAUCCCCUUGAGUGGCCUCACAUCUAUUUGGUCGGCGGUCAGAGACCAGCAAAUGAAGGAUUUGCUGGUGCAAUAUGGAGUGACUCGGCAAACAGCCUAG